This is a messenger RNA of Fusarium vanettenii 77-13-4, 561 nucleotides long. RefSeq lists its product as uncharacterized. NCBI's taxonomy places the organism in Eukaryota, Fungi, Ascomycota, Sordariomycetes, Hypocreales, Nectriaceae. The annotation marks the transcript as partial. The transcript has a single exon. The record is from RefSeq and is a predicted model, not a curated record.
AUGGCAAAGCCGGGAAACAAGUUCUCAUAUUCACGCCUGGGCGACCCCACUCGGGAGAUUCGUCUCCUUGAGCUGCAGGCCGGACAGGACUCGGAUCCGGUCAAAUGCGACCUCGUAACAUCCAAUCUCGACAAACAAGAUGUCGCUUACGAGGCCCUCUCUUAUACCUGGGGCACCGAUGAUGCGUCUUGCUUGAUGCUGUUAGCUGGCGGGACCUUUGGGAUCCGGCCGAACCUCGAAGCAGCCUUCCGGCGGCUGCGAAAGACUGACAAAUCUCGAAGACUUUGGGUCGAUGCCGUAUGCAUCAACCAGGAUGACAUGGACGAGCGAAACGCGCAGGUGCGCAGUAUGCUACGCAUUUACAAGACGGCAUCGCGCGUCCUGGUCUGGCUCGGCCCAGCCUCCGACCACAGCCACCUGGCCAUGGCCCGUAGAGGCUUCAUGCACAACUUCCACGCCAUCAACCAGGAAAUGUGGGAUCAAGGCCUCUCACCGAGCUCACCGCGGUACCUCGGCUUCGCUGAUCUCACGGGCCGGCCCUGGUGGCGGCGUACCUGGGUC